AAACUCAGAAUAUAUUAUUUAUUUGCUAGGAAUAGAUGUCAUUUAUUAAGUUUGUAAAGAUUUCAUGUCUACUCAUAUGAAACGGCUGUAUUUUACAGAGCCAACCUCCCACCCCAAGACCUAUAAGUAAUAAGACAAGAAAAUGAAGCUGGACCUGACCUUGGGUGCUAUUGAACACCAGCGCUUCCAUACCGUUUAUCACACGCUACAGAAGAAACUUCACCGAACAUCUAAAUUCAAGGAGAAGGAAAUAGAAAGAUUUCUCAUUACCUACUACAAGUUCACCCUGCCCGCUGGGAAGAAGUCCAGGCAGAUGACGCACAGUCAGUUCUCUACAUUCUACCAGAUCUUCUUAGGAGUUUCAGAGCUGGAGUGGAUAGACUCGGUCAUUGCGUACGUUGAACCAGGGUCUAAAAAAUUCAUUUCCGCGGAAGCUUAUUUGAAAGCAAUGGAAUUGUGGACAUUCGGAUCCUUCGAGGAUAAAAAGCAAUUUUGUUUCACGGUUUACGACAGGCACAGGAAGGGUUACAUUACAAAGGAGGUACUACGGAAAUACUGCCGGAAUAUGGUGUAUGGACAGACAGUAGAAGAUACGCAGGAAAUGACCAGGGAAUAUGCUGAUUUCCUUCUCCGAAAGUUUGAUAAGGAUCGCGACGGUAGAAUAUCAUUUGAUGAUUAUUCCCAAACUGUAAACGAGAGUCCACAUCUGCUUGAAUUCCUUGGUCAACUUUGCCCUGAUCUUACCAGACUUUUCGAGACUUUCCAAGACUAAAUGUAAGACUGUUCCAUGCUAAAACUCAAAAAAAUAAAGACAUGUUUUACUUGAUGGAUA
Hermetia illucens (black soldier fly) is the source of this 832-nucleotide messenger RNA. Its product is annotated as EF-hand calcium-binding domain-containing protein 1-like. Gene Ontology annotation, molecular function: calcium-dependent protein serine/threonine phosphatase regulator activity; calcium ion binding. Bases 143 to 772 code for a protein of 209 amino acids. Lineage: Eukaryota; Metazoa; Arthropoda; Insecta; Diptera; Stratiomyidae. The transcript has 3 exons. The record is from RefSeq and is a predicted model, not a curated record.